Candidula unifasciata is the source of this 576-nucleotide messenger RNA. NCBI's taxonomy places the organism in Eukaryota, Metazoa, Mollusca, Gastropoda, Stylommatophora, Geomitridae. The record is from the annotation of a GenBank genome assembly.
AUGACAGAGUAUAAACUGGUUGUAGUUGGAGCGGGUGGUGUUGGGAAAAGUGCACUUACCAUCCAGCUAAUACAAAAUCAUUUUGUGGAGGAGUAUGAUCCAACGAUUGAGGAUUCCUACAGAAAGCAAGUGGUGAUAGAUGGAGAGACAUGUCUGCUAGAUAUACUGGACACCGCCGGUCAGGAGGAGUACAGUGCCAUGCGGGAUCAGUACAUGCGGACAGGUGAAGGCUUCUUGUGUGUGUUUGCUGUCAACAACACCAAAUCUUUCGAGGAUAUCAACCAGUAUAGAGAACAGAUUAAAAGGGUGAAGGAUGCUGAGGAAGUACCUAUGGUCUUGGUAGGAAACAAAGUGGACCUCCCAACUCGGACAGUGGAACAGAAGCAAGGCAAGCAUACGUCAGAAGUGUUCCAUAUACCGUACGUCGAGACGUCUGCAAAAACAAGACAGGGUGUGGAUGAUGCUUUUUAUACAUUGGUCCGAGAGAUUAGGAAAUAUAAAGAAAAGAAGGGUAAGGAUCGCAAAAAGAGAAAGCUCGGGGCUAAAGGUGGAAAGCUGUCUUGUAGACUCUUGUAA